Molecule: messenger RNA, 9844 nt
Organism: Pecten maximus
Lineage: Eukaryota; Metazoa; Mollusca; Bivalvia; Pectinida; Pectinidae
Product: alanine aminotransferase 1-like
Exons: 13
Coding region: 139-1710 (523 amino acids)
Biological process (GO): biosynthetic process
Molecular function (GO): L-alanine:2-oxoglutarate transaminase activity; pyridoxal phosphate binding
Source: RefSeq, a predicted model, not a curated record
AUCCGGUUUCAUUUCAACAUUUUAGCGACACGUUUUAUGCUGUUUACUUGUGGUUUAUUGAAGUGAGUCCAGUUGUGAGUGACCUGGCAUCACCUUUUGUAUGUAAGACGCUCCGUGCAAACUGCUACAGCCGUCAGAAUGUUUCGGAAUUGCUCGGCACGACUGUGUCGAAUUUCACCUGUUUGUCCUCUAUCUCAAACCCAGGUCAAUGGGGCUUUAUUUUGUAAACAAGGAAAGCACAGGCGCUUCCACUCACAAACACCAUGCCGUGGAAAGGUACUGACGAUAGACAAUAUGAACCCUCAUUUGAGGGUGAUGGAGUAUGCUGUGCGUGGCCCGAUUGUCAUCCUGGCGGGUAAAAUAGAAGAGGAGCUAAAAGCAGGUGUGAAGAAGCCUUUCCCAGAUGUGAUCAGAGCCAAUAUAGGAGACUGUCAUGCUACAGGACAACAACCCAUCACAUUCCUCAGACAGGUGGUGGCCUUGUGUACAGACCCAGGUACACUAAUGAACGACCCACGUUAUCCAUCUGAUGCUAAGGAGCGAGCCCAGCGUGUCCUUGAUAGCUGUGGAGGUGGUAGUAUAGGUGCCUACAGUGACAGUUCGGGGGUACCCUCGGUGAGACAAGACAUAGCUAACUAUAUCCAGGAGCGAGAUGGACUCCCUGCUUCCUCUGAUGAUAUAUUCCUGUGUACAGGUGCUAGUGAUGGUAUCAAGACAAUAAUGAAGAUGUUGAUGACUGGGGAGUCGGGUCGUGGUCGGGCAGGGGUGAUGAUCCCCAUUCCCCAGUAUCCUCUUUACACAGCAACUAUAGCCGAGUACAACGCCUAUCCUAUAAAAUAUUACAUGAAUGAGGACAAGAAUUGGGGACUAGAUGUAAGUGAACUGAAGCGAUCAGUCGAUGAGGCAAGACCAGAGUGUAAACCCAGAGCUAUUGUCAUUAUCAACCCUGGCAACCCAACAGGUUCAGUUUUAUCCAGAGAAAAUAUUGAAGAUGUUAUAAAGUUUGCCAAGGAUGAAGGACUUUUUAUUUUGGCUGAUGAGGUAUACCAACACAACGUAUAUGCUGAAGGAUCUGCCUUCCACUCGUUUAAGAAAGUGUUGACAGAGAUGGGAGGAGAAUACAAGGAUAUGGAGCUUGCAUCAUUCAUGUCUGUCUCCAAGGGAUACAUGGGAGAAUGUGGAUUUAGAGGAGGUUAUUGUGAGGUCAUUAACCUUGACCCUGAGGUUAAAGUUCAACAGUUGAAAUCAAUAUCAGCCAAAUUGUGUUCUUCUGUGGCUGGACAGGCAGCAAUGGAUGUAGUGGUGAACCCCCCUCGCCCAGGAGAACCAUCAUAUGAUCUGUUUAUUAAGGAAAAAACGAAAGUCCUGAAUGAUCUGAAAGUGAAAGCAAAUAUGGUGACAGAGACAUUUAAUAGCAUGGAGAGAUUUUCAUGUAACGAAGUUCAGGGAGCUAUGUAUGCAUUCCCCCAGAUACAUAUGCCAGAGUCUGCAAUACAGGCUGCUAAGGCAUUGGGUAAGCCUGCUGACGUAAUGUAUUGUGAGAACCUGCUGCAAGAGACUGGGGUAUGUGUUGUUCCAGGUUCUGGAUUUGGACAAAAACCUGGCACAUACCAUUUCAGGACCACCAUUCUUCCUACUGUUGAACAACUGGCAGAUAUGCUUGAACGAUUCAAAGUAUUCCACGAAGGAUUUCUGCAAAAGUAUAAGUAGGGUAUUUCAAAAGGAAAUCGAGUGGAGUAUUCUACUAGAAAGACCCUAAAUAUUACACCUAGAUCUGCUCACAGUUACCAAAGCAUAUAACAUCCUGUUAAAUUUUAAGAUAUACAAUACAUGCCUGUUUGUAUCAUUUAGAUAUUGAUUAGUUAUCCCGUAAAUAUGAGUGUGUUUAUCUUAUGUAAAUCCUGUAAUAAAUAUGCUUUUGUUUAUUUUAUGCCCAGCUAUUUAAGUGGAGAGGUAUUAAGUGGUUGACAUUUGAUUUUGAUUCCUAAACGCAUUAUUUCAAUCCGUUUGCCUUUCCUCCCUGGGUCCAUUUUUAUGAGACUACAGGUCUCGGUUUUGCGUUAGUGUGAUCUAUAUUUGACGUUCCAUUGAUCUUGUUUUUUUUUCACGACCUAUAUUUGACGCUUCGCUUAUCUUGAUUUUGUCUGUGAGAUUAAUUCACUCAUGUUCUAUUAAAGCGCAGUAUAAACAUGUAUCUGCUCUACAAACAUUUUGACUCAAUCAUAUUUUUUUUAAAGAAUUGUCUUACUCAAAUAAGCAUUUCAUACCAAGAAAUUUAAGUAUGAUUUUAUUUUCUGCUUUUUAAAUGACUUGGGUCUUCCUCACUGCAUGUAAUUCCAGAACGUUUUAAUAUCAGGACAUUAACUUCAAUGACCCAAUAGUCUGUGAUAAUUUUGAACGACACAUUUUGGAGAUAUACCAUUUCCACCUAAUCGGCCGUAAAUAGUAAACCAGUAUUCGUUCAGCGUUCAUUUGUAUGUUUACUCAUGUCCUGGUGCUUCCCUUGGUCCCAAGUUGUGUCCAUAAUUUUGAGUAUUAUCGAGAAAACAAAAUAGCCAACAAUUUUUCAUAUUGGAUUUUGACAGUUGAAGUUGUUUGUUAUUGAUACUGUAAGAUGGGAUUAAAGAAAUAUAUGUCUUACACGAAACCUCUAAAGAUCAUUCAAUGAUGGGUACCAAGAUCCCUCUGGGAUCUACUUUCUGGUAUACAUUUAAGUUUUUGAAGUUUUAAGAUAAAAAAAAAAAAAAGAGAUUAUAUUCCAGGCAAUGGGUUCACGCAAUUUUCUAAAUUGCUUUUAGUUUUGUUACAGGUUUUUAAUGAGUUUUUUGUAGAUGUAUAGUACAUUGUCUACUAGUCGACACCAAUAUGAUGUUAACGCUUCCGUGAUGUUCGAAACACAAGAAGGUUCCAAGACAAUCAUGAUUGUUAUGGCUUUAAAAACAGUAUAAACAUAUAUUUGUUGACAAGUGUCUUUCUUCACUCAUGACUAAAAAUUCGGUUAUAUUUAUGUUAUAACCAAACCCUGCUGACAGCGUUUUGUACAGAUACUGUACAUCGGUAGGAUCGGUAGUGUAAGGACUUACCUAAUAUAGAAGGUGUCAGUAGCCGGUAUGAUAGGUAGUGUAAGGACUUACCUAAUACAGAAGGUGUCAGUAGCCGGUAGGAUCGGUAGUGUAAGGACUUACCUAAUAUAGAAGGUGUCAGUAGCCGGUAGGAUCGGUAGUGUAAGGACUUACCUAAUACAGAAGGUGUCAGUAGCCAGUAUGAUAGGUAUUGUAAGGACUUACCUAAUACAGAAGGUGUCAGUAGCCGGUAGGAUCGGUAGUGUAAGGACUUACCUAAUAUAGAAGGUGUCAGUAGCCGGUAGGAUCGGUAGUGUAAGGACUUACCUAAUACAGAAGGUGUCAGUAGCCGGUAGGAUCGGUAGUGUAAGGACUUACCUAAUAUAGAAGGUGUCAGUAGCCGGUAGGAUCGGUAGUGUAAGGACUUACCUAAUAUAGAAGGUGUCGGUAGCCGGUAUGAUAGGUAUUGUAAGGACUUACCUAAUACAGAAGGUGUCAGUAGCCGGUAGGAUCGGUAAUGUAAGGACUUACCUAAUACAGAAGGUGUCAGUAGCCGGUAGGAUCGGUAGUGUAAGGACUUACCUAAUACAGAAGGUGUCAGUAGCCGGUAGGAUCGGUAUUGUAAGGACUUACCUAAUACAGAAGGUGUCGGUAGCCGGUAGGAUCGGUAGUGUAAGGACUUACCUAAUAUAGAAGGUGUCAGUAGCCGGUAUGAUAGGUAGUGUAAGGACUUACCUAAUAUAGAAGGUGUCAGUAGCCGGUAUGAUAGGUAGUGUAAGGACUUACCUAAUAUAGAAGGUGUCAGUAGCCGGUAUGAUAGGUAGUGUAAGGACUUACCUAAUACAGAAGGUGUCAGUAGCCGGUAGGAUCGGUAGUGUAAGGACUUACCUAAUAUAGAAGGUGUCAGUAGCCGGUAUGAUAGGUAGUGUAAGGACUUACCUAAUAUAGAAGGUGUCAGUAGCCGGUAGGAUCGGUAGUGUAAGGACUUACCUAAUAUAGAAGGUGUCAGUAGCCGGUAGGAUCGGUAGUGUAAGGACUUACCUAAUACAGAAGGUGUCAGUAGCCGGUAAGAUAGGUAUUGUAAGGACUUACCUAAUAUAGAAGGUGUCAGUAGCCGGUAGGAUCGGUAAUGUAAGGACUUACCUAAUACAGAAGGUGUCAGUAGCCGGUAGGAUCGGUAGUGUAAGGACUUACCUAAUACAGAAGGUGUCAGUAGCCGGUAGGAUCGGUAUUGUAAGGACUUACCUAAUACAGAAGGUGUCGGUAGCCGGUAGGAUCGGUAGUGUAAGGACUUACCUAAUAUAGAAGGUGUCAGUAGCCGGUAUGAUAGGUAGUGUAAGGACUUACCUAAUAUAGAAGGUGUCAGUAGCCGGUAUGAUAGGUAGUGUAAGGACUUACCUAAUAUAGAAGGUGUCAGUAGCCGGUAUGAUAGGUAGUGUAAGGACUUACCUAAUACAGAAGGUGUCAGUAGCCGGUAGGAUCGGUAGUGUAAGGACUAACCUAAUAUAGAAGGUGUCAGUAGCCGGUAUGAUAGGUAGUGUAAGGACUUACCUAAUAUAGAAGGUGUCAGUAGCCGGUAGGAUCGGUAGUGUAAGGACUUACCUAAUAUAGAAGGUGUCAGUAGCCGGUAGGAUCGGUAGUGUAAGGACUUACCUAAUACAGAAGGUGUCAGUAGCCGGUAAGAUAGGUAUUGUAAGGACUUACCUAAUAUAGAAGGUGUCAGUAGCCGGUAGGAUCGGUAUUGUAAGGACUUACCUAAUAUAGAAGUUGUCAGUAGCCAGUAUGAUAGGUAUUGUAAGGACUUACCUAAUACAGAAGGUGUCAGUUGCCAGUAAGAUAGGUAUUGUAAGGACAUACCUAAUAUAGAAGGUGUCAGUUGCCAGUAAGAUAGGUAAGUAUUUACGAUAUGAGAAGGUUAACCCACAACAUCAUAAAACGGAAUCAUGUUAAUCAUGAAAAUGGUGUAAACACAUUUCUAACUGUAGGUUUUAAAAGAAAGAAAAGUUGCAACAAAAUAGUCUGCAUAUUGUAUAUAAAUUAUUUUGUUUAAUUUACUUUGAAGUGUGGUCAGCAUUUCCUUUAUCAGAGUUAGUAGUUUCAGUAGUUGUGUGUUUUGGAGUCGACUUUUAUAUGUAUACACCAAUAGGCUCGUUUACCAAUGUUGACUGAUACAAUUUGUUUGUGUCAUUGAAGUUGACAGUUACAUACCUAUAUUUUUGUUUGCUACAAUGAAAGCACGGGUUUGUUGCAUUUGUUAUCAAAACCACGGGUUUGUUAAAGAUAUUUACACAGGUUAACUAGUGGUCCAAGAAGUAAUUGAUUAGAAUGUCUGAUCUUGCACGCUCUUAUAUAUUUGUGAUAUAAUAACCUUUGUUUCCGCGCUAGAAAUGCUCUACGUACUUCACCUUUCUUUCUGUGGUAGACAUCUUCAAAAAACUUCUGACAUAUUUUUUCUUGUGAAAUAUCAAAUUCGAUUAUAUAAUAGGAAUUUUGUGUAAUAAUGGUAGUGUAACCUGCUUUAAAGUUUUAUAAAAAUAGCCUACAAAUUAAAUUUUCCGUAAUGUUAAAAUAUCAAUAGACAAUAUAUAUACAAUAUAUGUAUUUUAAGUUUCACCAUACUUGCACUGCUAUUGGUGACAUUUGAAUUGUGGCAAAUUUGUUUUACGCUCCAUGUUAUAAACUAAAGGCAAGAUAGCGCUUUAUACAUACAAUUUGAUUUGAUCUGCAUUAUAAACCACACAUUUGUGUUUCUGUAAAUCAUAUCAUGUGUUGAAAAUAUCGGUUCGUAAAAUACAAUCUUGUUUUAUUACCAUGUAAAGUACAAUGCGUUGUGUUGACACAGAAAAAUCGUAGAAUACAAUGAAAUAUAUGCGGACAUCGUUCAGUAGUGAUACACAAUAUUUGUAUGCUUACUCUCAAUUCCAACCUUGUGAUAUACUUUACGGAAGUUAAUACAUGUCUGGGUUAUACUCAGGUAAGUGGAUGCAUCGCCAUUACAAUAACUAUAAUUAUAAUAUUUCUGGAGACCAUAUCCUCAAACAGGAGUAAUAUUUUUCAUGGGAAGUACUUUAUUUUACUGAAAUUACGAUCUUGUUCUCAACUGAAUCUCAUUUCCCCUCAAUUCUUUGAAAGUUAUGUUGACAAUACUUAUCUAUAAACUCCGUAGGUGUUCCAAAGUUUUACUUUAAGUAGUUAUACAUUUGUUUUAUUGCACAUGCAUUUACUGUCUGUUACGAUGUAUUCAUCCGCCUAGAUCUUGUCCUUUAUUUCAGAUUUUCUCAUGCAGUAUUGGUGAAAUCUGUAUAUUAAACAUUGGAAAUAAGACAUAAUAUCUCAAAAGGAUUAAUUCAUCCUAGUCGUGUUAUUUUCUAUAGAUUAUUAUAAAUAAUACUAUAAUAUAAUAUAUAUAUUUAUAUAUAUAAUAUAAUAAUACUAUAGAUUAUUUUAAACUUUUGUAUUAGAUAUUAUAAUUUUAUGUAAAAUGACACCCGUCAUUAUGGAAAUAAGGCAUUACUCAGAUCGUUUUGUUGCUUAACUGCUUGAUAUCAGAUCACAAGAUUUAUGAGCAAAUAUCACGUGACUAUCUAUAUAGUUAGGAAUUUGAUCACGUGAUUUAUUGGGGAAGUGCACAUGAUUACCUAUAUAGUUAUAUAAGAUCACAUGAUAAAUCAGCAUAGAUCACAUGACUAUAUGUAUAGUAAAACAGAUCACGUGAUUUAUCUAUAAAGGGGAUCACGUGGUAUAACUGCUUACAGUGACCAUGCCACAUCAUUUUGAUGUCAAUGGCAAAACAUUUGUGAUUGCUAUGAACAAUAACAUUUUCUAUCCGACAGUUUUGUUUCAGCGUUGCAAUUUCAUCAUGAAGAUAUUAGUGAAUGAAGGCAGCGCUAUUUAUAGACACUAACUUUGAUAAAAUAAACAAGCAUUAAUAAUGUUUAUUUGGUUGUAGUAUGUCAGAGGACAACAACUUUAGUUAUUAUAUUUUAUCUUAUUAUCGAAAUAACCACAAGGUAUAUGUUACCUCUUAUAUUGUUUUAAAAUAUAUCAUUCACAUAUUAUUAAGUCUUCUUGUUAGGCAUUUUAGAACUUUUUAACCUGUAGGCAGAAUGUUCUAUUUUUUUUUACCAAAUAUUGUUAUUUUGUGACACUUUAGCGAGCAGUAUACCAAACAGGAGCUUGUGUGGAAUUAGUCAAAAUUGCAUUCUUACUUUGAAUAAUUAAGUAUCGUUGAGAAAAUAUAUAUUUAAUCUUGUACUCCAUACUGGGACUGUAAUCCGGAGCUUGCAUCAUUUCCGUACUACUUAUUGUACUAUAAGUUAGCAUAACAUCACGGAAAAUAUAUCUCACAGUUUGAUAAAGACACCUCAUCACAAAAUAUAGAUGACAAACACUUAAUUAACCACAAAACUUGAUGACGAACACCUCAAAGGAAAACUGUAUGACAAACACCUCCAAGAAAAACUUGAUGACGACACGAAACGCUACAUCAUGUGACAGAAUAUAUCAUCACAGUAGCGGAAUGUCAUACAUGUGAUAUUAUUCAAUGAUAUACUUUGUUUGUGUUAAUACAAUGAGGCCUCAGGGAAUAUCACCUUUCUCAUGUUAACAAUUCCUUGUAUUAACCGUAACAAAGUCGAUAACUGUUUUGUUAUAAGAAAAGAUUCCUAUAAUACCAUUUUUGCUAAGUUCUAGGUUUAAAGCCGAGAGUUCUCAGGUUAACAAUUCCUUGUUCAACAAGUCUUUUGGAGGAGUAAAAAAGUGAAAAUGAAAAAGACCACUUCAAGACAACAUAUAUUUCUGUACAUGUACAUGUGUUUUUAGAAUGUUGAAUACAAAUACGAAGACUUAUUUUUGUGUUUUGUCAAGAUAUUGAUUGAUUUUUUAAAAAUUAUAUGUACCAAAAAUACGAAUAAGGUAUUUGAAAUGUUCUAGACGUAGGUAUAAUUUUCAUGAACAUCAAAACCGAAAUGUAGGUGUUAUGAUAAUAAAUAAAAUACAUUAUUUAUCUUACUGCGUUACGUAUAAUCUGUCUCUAAUCUUAAAAUAAUUUUGUAUAGGAAAAGAGCACUUUACGUCUGCAAGAAAAAUCAAACCGUGUAUGCAUUACAAGACAUUUGUCAAGUACAGUGCACUUUUACUUGAGAAAUGAAUGCUUCCUGCUUUCAUAUCAAGGGAGGUAAUUACAUGUAAUCUUAUAUAUUAUCGGUCUGCAUUUGUAUUUGGAAGUAAAUGUUAGGCUGGAAAACACCUAGUAUGAUCGUCAGUCAUUAUAAUCACUCAUUAUCAUAAACCAUUUGGAUGUUUUUUAGACAUAUACGGACAGUAAUGAUGUUAUUUAUAAGUAUUAAAAUGCCUUCCUAGGAAAGUUAUUGCCCUGUAAUUCUCACGGAGUAGCAGACAAAUUAAAUCAGUGGCGUUAUUAGUAACACGUUAGUAGCACGUUAUUAGUAACACGUUAGUAGCACGUUAUUAGUAACACGUUAUUAGCACGUUAUUAGUAACACGUUAGUAGCACGUUAUUAGUAACACGUUAGUAGCACGUUAUUAGUAACACGUUAGUAGCACGUUAUUAGUAACACGUUAGUAGCACGUUAUUAGUAACACGUUAUUAGUAACACGUUAGUAGCGCGUUAUUAGUAGCACGUUAGUAGCGCGUUAUUAGUAACACGUUAGUAGCACGUUAGUAGUAACACGUUAGUAACACGUUAGUAGCACGUUAUUAGUAAGACGUUAGUAGCACGUUAUUAGUAAGACGUUAGUAGCACGUUAUUAGUAAGACGUUAGUAGCGUGUUAUUCAAUUUGUCUGACAUCCUGUGAGAAUUAUACAACUAUAACUUUCCAAAGAAGACAGUUUAAUAUUUAUAUUUCCGUUUUAAAUUUAAGUUUUCUUAUAUUAAACUUGUAACAGUGUUAUCACAUUUAAAAGUCAAUGGGACCUGUUCUUGUGACGUCACAGGUAUACAUGACGUUCUCGUUAAUUUCAACAUUUUAAAAGAAUUAUUCCGCCGUGAGGAUUUUCACCUUUUACAUCUCGUAACUAUAUAAAAUGUUGCGAGUUACGGUGCUCAAUCGGGGUUUUUAAUCUGGUAGCAUGAAUUUCAUUACGUCACAGAUACAUAUAAUGUAGUGACGUAAGACAAAACACGUCAUUAAGUGAUGACGUCUCGAUCAUUGUUCUUUGUGUCACUUCACCCAUAGGAAGUUAUGUGAGAUUUAUGAUCUGGUAACUUUCUAUUUUGUUUGGUAAGGUUAUAAAAUGACAUUGCAGUGUAAAUGGAGAUAUUCAAACAUAUCGUAUUGUCUAAUAUGACAAAUUGGUGAGAGACACGUUCUAACAACAUACGAGCUCUUCUCCAUACAUACAGCAUAAUAGAAAUACAUCACGAGAUAUACACUGUACAUUACUCGUGUUCACAGAAGUUUACUAAAAUAAUAAUAUAACAGAUUAUUUUCUUUAAAUCAAUUUUUGAAAAUGAUUUAAAGAGAAAUUAGAUGAGAGGCAAGUAGAGAAAGUAUAGAUUCGGUGCCGAUGAUAAAUGGUUCGAUUGUAAUAUUGUAACGAACAGGAGUCUUUAACAGAACCAACUUCCUUUAUUAACGAUAGCGUCUACUCUAAAACAGAUAAACAUAAACAUUGGAUUACUGCCCUUACCACUCCCGUCACGAGCGGUAACUCUUCUGUCCUUGUACUGAACUCGACUCCUCAGAACUGUUUCAUUCAGAAAAUCUACAAGCAUGUGAGACAGUGUAUCCUGUGAAAGUAAUAAAAGCACAAAAUCAG